AUGACCAGCACACGACACCUUCAGUACUUGUCCCUGUUGGCCUGCCGCAAGAGUACGCGCAUCAUGGCUUCCUUCGUGAUUGCCGGCAAGGCAGGCGAUGAAAAAAACAGUCUGCAGAAGCUAAAGGCUGAUGACCCUUCCUUCGCACGCGCCGAGUAUGCUGCUGGACAGGUGCAGGCGCUCGUGCCGAAUAUCUACGUCAAGCUGGAGAUGAAACAUCCAGACCACUGGAAGAGCUUCAUCAACAGCGUCUGCAGAACGUACGACUUCUGCAGCUAUGCCGAGGAUUUUGGUGGGCCUCUAGUGUGGACCCUCGAGGGCGAGCUCAUCGGGGGUGGGGCCGACUUCGUGCAGAAGAUAUGCCUUGAAAAGUUUGGCAUCCCGGAGCCGCCGGCUGUGACCGACCCGGUCUUCAAGGAGAUUGCAGCCGAAAACCUUAAGAAGGUGAAACUCCAACUCCAGCGAGAACAGUUUGGGCCGCCCUUGCCCGAGCGCGUCACGGCAGCGCACCUUAUUGCCAAGGAGCUGGAACUCUGCCAGCCGCAGCAGCUGGUAGAACAGAAGAAGGUCGUUAGCUCGGGGGCUGCACUGGAGGUGUGGCUGAACCCGACGCUCUUGCUGCAUGCUGAAAACUGUGAAGACUUCGCCUCAGAAGUGCAUCUGCUUGGUAGAUGA
Messenger RNA from Symbiodinium sp. CCMP2592, 675 nucleotides. Lineage: Eukaryota; Dinophyceae; Suessiales; Symbiodiniaceae. The record is from the annotation of a GenBank genome assembly.